AUGUGCUACCACUCGCGUUGGUUUGCAAAAGUGUGUGCGGUUGUCAUUUCCCCUGUAUGUGUUUCCAGCAUAGCGCAACAGACACCUUUUCUCACUGACGGACAUCAGAAAUCAUCGAAGAGUGUCAUCGACCUCGGCGCAGAUGACCCGGACGCUGUCGCGGCAAUGAUGCAGUAUUGCUACCAGCUGGAUUACACGGACCGUUUGUCUGGCUCCGACAUUGCUGUGCCCGAAGACGUUACUCUGCGCUCUCACGUCGACGUCUUCAUGCUCGCUGAGCGUUACGGUAUCUCUGGGCUAAAGCAAGUUGCACUCCAAAAGUUCGAAGACCUUGCUGCUAUGGUGUUGAUGUUUGAUGGCAAUGAAGAACAACUUUUGCAGGCAAUACGUGCCAUGUACGCCCCAGCACGUAGAUCUAAUGCAGAUGACCUCAAGCACGUGGCUAUCAAGCUAUGCGCUGAUCAUGUCGAAUCUUUUAUCCAUGGAACUGAAAAGACAAUGGCAAUGGUCUUCGAGUCAAUGGACGAGCUGCCAGAGUUUAGAGCAGACCUAUUUGAGGAGAUGGCAGGGCGCUGGAAGUGA
Messenger RNA from Cucurbitaria berberidis CBS 394.84, 582 nucleotides. RefSeq lists its product as uncharacterized. The transcript has a single exon. Bases 1 to 582 code for a protein of 193 amino acids. The record is from RefSeq and is a predicted model, not a curated record. NCBI's taxonomy places the organism in Eukaryota, Fungi, Ascomycota, Dothideomycetes, Pleosporales, Cucurbitariaceae.